CACACGUCCACCACUAAGAGGUAUCGGUGCAGUUAUCGGAAAACUUUCAACACAUACAGAAUUUGCAAGCCGCCGCAGAAAAUUUUACAAUUCGAGAUUUACACAAAUUGUGUAGCAAAAGUGCACCCAACCUACUGCCUCAAGUUAAGAAAGAGAAGCCCCGUUUGCCAGAGGAUUGAAGGCAGCACCAUCCCGAGAAGAGCACCGGAAGAGCCGCCCAUGAGUAGUCACCGAGACGGUACCGGAGCCGAUCGCAUCACAGUCAAAAUCCACAACAUGAAGCGCAGCGCGUCGCGCUCCCCGGGUCCUGCCAGAAGCAGUAUGUCGCGCAACUCGCGUAGCAUGGGCCGGGGCUACGACAACGGGAGUGGUGUCCCUGGCGACUCCCCGGAGCGAAUGUCACCGGAACGCAUGCGACGCCGACUAGACCGUUCGCCCAGUCCACGUGGCCGGUACGGUUCCCCGCACCGGGAGCCCUACAUGCGAGGCCCACCACCGGCCGAGCGACCUGCCGGCUACAAGGUUCUAUGUGUCAGCGCUUUGCCGCCGAAGGCCCCGGACGAGUUCAUCGAGGAGACGCUGUACCGCGAGUACAAGAAGUUCGGUGACUUCAGUGUGCGACUGUCCAACGAUCUGGACGAAAGGGUCGCCUAUGUGUGCUUCCGUACACCCGAGGAUGCUCGAGAGGCUAAGCAUCACAAGCCACGUCUUAUAAUCUACGACAAGAUGGCUAUUGUGGAGCCGGUAUACAAGUCUACGACUAGGCCGGAGUACAGACCCCGUGGCCACUCGAUGUCUCCCCCCGACUAUGAGCGGUACCAUUAUUCACGUUCCCCAAUGGGUCCUGGUGUUCCGCUAGACCACCGUCGGCCGCCGAUCGAUCCGUACGAUCGGUACGGUCCGCCCCACAUGCAUCCACAUGCUGUGCACCCGCGGGACUACCGGCCGAUGCACCACGACUAUCCGCAUCCGCCUCGCGGACCCCCGCUUCAUCGUGGUCAUCCCCAUCACCUCGGCCAUGGCCACGCGCCACCCCAUUCGUACGCUCCAAUGAGACCACUGGCACCACGCCCACAUGCGCCAUAUGAGAAGCCAGAGAGCAAGAAGGACAAGUUCCCGAACUAUCUGCACCACGUGCAGCCCGAGGAUGACCCACUCUCAACACGCACCCUCUUCGCUGGUAAUCUUGAGGUGACUAUAGCCGACGACGAGUUGCGCCGCAUUUUCGGCAAGUACGGUGUUGUGGAUGAUAUCGAUAUCAAGCGACCGCCACCUGGAACAGGCAAUGCGUUUGCAUUCGUACGGUACCAGAAUCUAGACAUGGCUCACCGGGCUAAGAUCGAGUUGUCCGGCCAGUACAUCGGCAAGUUCCAGUGCAAGAUUGGCUACGGCAAGGUGACUCCAGCCACUCGCAUGUGGAUCGGUGGCUUAGGAGCCUGGACCUCUGUCACCCAGCUGGAGCGAGAAUUCGACCGCUUUGGUGCCAUCAAGAAGAUUGAGUACCAGAAGGGAGAGCCGUACGCCUAUAUUCAGUAUGAAACCGUGGAAGCGGCCACCUCGGCGGUGAAAGAGAUGCGAGGAUUCCCGCUAGGUGGACCAGAGCGACGUCUACGCACAGAUUUUGCAGAGCUGCCGGGAACAACACCGGUUUCACAGUUCAAGAGCUCCAAGCCGCCGUAUGACGAAAGUGCUCUGGAGUAUCGCCGCCCGGAAUACGACCCAUAUUAUGAGGAAUCUACUUCGUAUGCGCCGCGAGGUGGAUACUCUCCAUAUCCACCAAGAGGUGGCUACCGCGGUCGUGGUGGCUAUCGUGGAAGGGGACGAGGCAUGUACCAUUAUCACAACGAUGUGCACAGACCGCCACAUCCCGGUUCCUUGAGUGGGUCGUCUUCGUCGGUGCCCCCACCAGGAGGAGCGGAUGACGAGUGGCGGCGUCCUCCCGGUGAAUCCUAUGACAGGGGAGCCCGCUCUACCUCCCGAGAGCCUGGUGUAGAACGGUCACGAUCCAGAUCACCCCUGAAGCGAGCUCGCUCGCCCGGCUCGGACUCUGACACUUCGACUCGUCGCAAUGAUGCCCUUGGAUCGGCCAGCACAGUGCCGGAAGUGGCGCGCAAAUGUAGCACAGUGUGGACCGGUGCUCUGAUCCUCAAGAGCUCCCUUUUCCCGGCCAAAUUCCAUUUAACUGACGGCGACACAGAUAUUGUGGAGUCUCUGAUGCGGGACGAGGAGGGCAAGCACAAUUUGCGCAUCACUCAGCGCCUGCGUCUGGAUCCUCCAAAGUUGGAUGAUGUGCAGAAGCGAAUUGCAUCUUCAUCUUCGCAUGCCAUCUUCAUGGGCCUGGCCGGGUCCACGGUGGACACCAAUUGCGACGACGCCAGCGUUCAGACACGACCGCUGAGGAAUUUGGUCUCUUACCUCAAGCAGAAGGAGGCGGCUGGCGUCAUCUCGCUGCUAAAUAAAGAGACGGAGGCCACCGGCGUCCUGUACGCCUUUCCGCCCUGUGACUUCUCCACUGAGCUGCUGAAGCGCACAUGCCACAGCCUGACGGAAGAGGGGCUUAAGGAGGACCACCUGGUUAUUGUGGUAGUGCGCGGCGGAACGGCCUAAGGUGGUCGAUGACGAAAGGCAAGUGCUGGACAAACUGGAGGUAACGACUAGCCGCAGUGCUUAUGGGAAGCCUCCGCCACACCUAAAUAUAUAGCCUAGAAAACUUAGUCGUAUCUUAGAUGCUCCUCUCAAGGCGAGGCGGAUGCAGUGGAGGACUCGUACGCGCUAGGGCCGUGUAUGUGUCCGUCCUCCGCACAACCGCUUGCACACGCACACACACCACACACUCACAACAUACACAUAUGAUGCACAAAGAGACACAAGCAGAGCCGAGGAGACAUCAUCCACACACCUCAUGAUCCCUGACCCCUUAUUAAUUAAUCAUUGAUUACCGUUCUUUUUGCAGACAGGAUCUCUCUUUAUGGUUUUUAUUGCAAGUUCUCGAUGUGUUUAGUGACAGUGAAGUUUAUAUAUAUUUUUAUAAACAUACUUUAUUUUAUAAAUGUGCUAAAAAGUUUCCUACAAGAACAAGUUUUUGAUUAUGCAUCAAAUGUAAUACUUUAUCCAAAUUUUAACCAUGUCAAAGUGUACAUCCGAGGAUGAUGAAAGUAAAAGCUAAAACAAAAAGUUCUCUCAUAAGACCCCAUCCAAGUGUCCGAUCCCGAUGUAACCAGUGCGAAAUGAUUUUGAUGAAACGAAACUAAACAGUUUUUGUGUUGCUUUAAAUUGAUUUAAUAUUUUGA
Messenger RNA from Drosophila serrata, 3290 nucleotides. RefSeq names its product RNA-binding protein spenito (gene nito). Lineage: Eukaryota; Metazoa; Arthropoda; Insecta; Diptera; Drosophilidae. The record is from RefSeq and is a predicted model, not a curated record. Gene Ontology annotation, molecular function: RNA binding.